Molecule: messenger RNA, 1613 nt
Organism: Xenia sp. Carnegie-2017
Lineage: Eukaryota; Metazoa; Cnidaria; Anthozoa; Malacalcyonacea; Xeniidae
Product: lebercilin-like
Exons: 4
Coding region: 154-1362 (402 amino acids)
Biological process (GO): intraciliary transport
Cellular component (GO): axoneme
Source: RefSeq, a predicted model, not a curated record
AACAACGCAUAUAAACAGUGUGGGAUACGCGUGAUCUCAAAUUUUAGCAGGUGUCAACAAUUAACGAUUGAUAAAUUUUACGAAUCGUAUUUUAUAAAUAAACCAAAAUUUCUAUGGUGAAAUUAUUUUCAAUGAUAAAUAACGGUACGUAGAAUGAGUAUAGCCGUUCAAGCGCAUGGUAAUGCUGAAAAAUUCGGCGUAAAUACACAGCAACUUGAAGAAAUAAUCGCACCGUCUGAUGAGCGCACGGUGUUGCCAAGACAAAACACGUUAGAAAAAAUGGACAGAGAUUCAGAAACAUACACAGAUAAAUACGAAGAAAAGGAUUUCAAAGAUUAUUCUUCAAGCGAAGAUAGUUAUGAUGAUGAUUUUGAAAGCGAUGGAGCUGCAGGUGAAAGUCAAAAAAAAUCGAAAUCCGUUGAACGAGAUCGCAAGAACUCGAGCCGUACUUAUACUCAAAGCGAAUUAUCGCCACGCUCCGUCAACAAUGGGAAGAGAAAAGUUGGUGGUUCAAAAGCGUACGCAUCGCUGAGAUAUUCCAACCCAGCUACAGCAAGAAUUCCUCCUCUCAAGAACUUCAUCAGAGCGAAAAAACAUCGUUCAGCAGAAACGAAGAAUCGCAGGAAAAUCGAUCAUACUGUUGUCGACAGAGUCUUGUCUGCAAAUCGGCACAAGGUGACACAGCUUGAGAGCCGGAUGACUCAGCUCAUCAAUGAGCUGAUGAAGGAACGAGAAGAGAACAAGACCUUACGGCUGAUACAAUAUAGACAGGAGAAAAAGUUGGUAAAGGUAAUUGGUGAUGAGGCAGAGUUACCGCAACUGUUGGUGAAGCAUACGGCCGAGGUGAAAAACUUGCGCGAGAGAUUACGUAAGCUACAAGAAACAUCACAUCAGAAGGAUGCGAAAAUCUUAGAGCAAGAUAAGACCAUAUUGAAAUUAAAAGACAAGUGUAAGUAUUACAAAGAUCUUUGUGAUAAGGAAAAAUUGGUAGAGAAAUCAGAAUUGGAGAGAAAUCUGUUGAAAGCGGAAGAUACCUUGAAAAAGAGGGAGGAAGAGAUCUCAAAACUUCAAAAAAUGCUUAGCUUGAAAGAAAAAUCCCAUUCAAGAAAUUUCAAGGAGCAACAGCAAAAGCUCAAAGAGGCGACUCAAAACAUGCAAAUCAUGCAAGAAAAUUAUCACAAUUUACAAGAAAAACUUAGGGUCAAAGAAAAACAGCUGGACUACACGAACAUCUAUCAACGACAAAUUGUCCAGAAAGAAAAAGGUCAAGAGGUUCUUGAGAUCACGCCUAAAAUGGUCGCUCUACCACCUACGACACGCGCCAAACCAACUGCAAGUUCGGGGCAAGCGCAAGCACGUUGAAAGGGGGUAUGGUAACCAACAAAAAAUCCACAUUGGAAGGAAUAUCUGCAGGGGAAAACAGCAAAAAAUUUAACUCGGUUUUCCUAACAACUCAAAGCGACAAAGAGAACGAUUCGGAUCACGACGAGGAUCAAAAAAUCUCGUCACCAAUGGCGACUUCCUUCGACAAGGCUGUUGUUCACGAUGGCUUAUUAAAUAGCGCGAAUAACGGGAAAGCUGUCAUGGAUGAUAGUUUCAAAGAUCACGAGAAA